Molecule: messenger RNA, 5920 nt
Organism: Ceratitis capitata (Mediterranean fruit fly)
Lineage: Eukaryota; Metazoa; Arthropoda; Insecta; Diptera; Tephritidae
Gene: Sarm
Product: sterile alpha and TIR motif-containing protein 1
Exons: 11
Coding region: 161-5710 (1849 amino acids)
Biological process (GO): negative regulation of MyD88-independent toll-like receptor signaling pathway; signal transduction; response to axon injury
Cellular component (GO): dendrite
Molecular function (GO): signaling adaptor activity; protein binding; NAD+ nucleosidase activity
Source: RefSeq, a predicted model, not a curated record
AUGAAUUAAAUAUAAACAAAAAAACUUUUUAUGUGUAUUUGUGCGAAGAGUGGAAUAAAAAUAAGGAAAAUUCAUUCAUAAAAUCAACGCUGUACGCUCACGAACGUGUGCUCUCAAUUUUACGCUUGAAAAAUACCAACUGCCGAGAACUCUCGCAAAGAUGCAUACAACACAUCUCGGUACGCCCGCAGCGGCGCCGACGUCAGCGACAACGCCCAACAUACACCAACAAAAACCCAACAGCUACAGUUACAGUCCACAAUAUCACAACAAAAGUAAUAGUAAUACUCACCACGGUUUGAACUAUACACCACAUUACGAUCCAACCAACAGCAUAUUCACCAAUGCGCAACCAACUCACCAACAACACCAAUACACUUCCGGCAAUGCGACGCAAAGUGCCACCACCACAGCGACUACCGGCGGCGAUGCCGGCAAUCACACACUCUCGCAAACACAUAAAUUUGCGCCUGCACGUAGACUUGCUGCUCGUCAGACAUUGCGUCUUCAAAUACCCAAGCAACAGGGUGACUCACAUGCUACAACUUACUAUAAACAUUCACCAUCGCAAUUGCCACCAGCGCCGAUAUUGAAACGUCAUCAAACACUCACACCAACACCAACGAUGGCGCAACACGGCACCGCUGCAGUGGUUGGCCUUCCGAAAUCAGCUUCACCACUCGAGUCGCAUAAGUUGCCGAAUGUGAUUGGUAAUAGCGCGUCACCAUCCUCGGGUUCGGCUGCUUCUCUCUACUACGGCCACAAUGGCGGUUUGUCCAUUCAGACGGCCACGGCGACACCGAGUAGUGCAAAUAAGUUUUUGAAUUUACGUAAACCGAGCAUCACCUUGAAUUCGGUGGAUGUGCGUAAUGGCAGCAGUGGCACCGGCAGCAUUGGCAGUUGUGGCAGCGAUUUAUUCGGUUUCGCCAAGGAGUUGUCGCCAUCGAUGGAUAUGAGUGAUAACUCACCGAUUUUUGCCUCAUCCAUAUCGCCUUCAACAAGUUCAGGUUGCUCUCCCACACAUCAUAUUAAUCGGCUUUUCAGCUUGAGCCCGUCAACAAUACGCAGUUAUGGCAAUAUGUCAGAUUUUUCGGAUAGUUCACAUAGUGGCGUCUCCAGUCCAGCAUCGUCUUUAAUUGAAAAUUUCCACAAGAAAAAUGGCACGCCAACAACAAGCGGCUGUGGUGGCAGCGGCAGCAGCAGCAGCAGAGAGACAAUAGUUACAACUCCUGCCUUAAAUGGCCUCACGGUGGGUAACUGCAAUGGCAGCAGUAAUGGUUUAAGUAAUGCAACAACAACAACCGUGGGGCGACACAUAAAUACAAGUUUAAGUAGUAGUGUUAAGGAAACAUCAUCCACAUCAUCGCAACAUCAGGUCGUUAAUAGCGUCAAUACAACAACACGUGUUGAAAAGAAACGUUUACAUCACAUAACAUCCUCAUCGUCUUCGUCAACGUCCUCCUCGUCCACAUCAUCGUCCGAAAUGAAGACGGCAGCACUGAAACGCGAUUUGAGCGAAAUCAAAAAUUCCAUGUCCGAAAUAAAUGAUCUUGUCGGCCGCAACAACAACAGCACCACAUGUGGCGUCGUUGGUGGCGGCAGCGGGCUGGGCAGUAAUAAGAAUCUGGCCAUCUCAGCGUCAGCGCAUCAGCCAUCCAUAAACGAUCUCACACAGAUAAAUGCGCUGAAUAGUUCGGAUGCCAUAAAUAAGUUGAAGAAGAAAAUCCGCUCAUCCAUUGAAAAUCUCGUCGACAGCGAUACGGAACCGUUAGUCACAUUUCCCGAUACCGACGACGAUCAUCAUAAUCUAGCCGAUUUGGUUAGCGCCUCGAAUGGCAAGUUAAGUGCCUCGAAUGGACUCAGCGGUUCGGGUAAACUAGUUGAUACCGUUAAAUUCGAAGAAAAACGCUCAAGAACGGAAUCGAAAACCAAGGUAGUAGCCGAUGGUUUUAGUACGGAGCAGGCAACUAGUAAUUUAGCUGAAAUGAAACGGCUACAAACGGGUGAUAUCGAUUAUCAGGAGGCUAAAGCGGCGGCAGCGAUGCGAAAUCGCACGGAAAUGGAUGGUGUGAAGACCGAAGAGAAUGCCGCAGUUAUACAGGAAGCUCUCUCGCUACGCGCCGGCGAUAUAACUCAACAGGCUAGCAAUAAUGUGGCCGCCGCAAGUAUUAAAGUGCAAAGUGACACCUUCUCCGCCGAUAAGAAAGCCAUCUCACAGUCCCAACAAUCACAGACGAUGACCUCGAACGGCAUUAUAAGCCAGGAGAAGCAUAUGUCAUCCGCAUCGCAAGCAAACUACACAAUGACACAUAAGGGUGUCUCCAGUUCGGGCAGCAGCAUGAUCUCGUCCUCUUCGCAGCAAAUGUCCGCCACUAAUGGUUCGCUCUUUAAAUUGCAAUUGGAUGAUCUCAAAGCGCUGACAUCGGGUAGUGGACAACGUGAGAUCGAGCAAGCGAUUGCCAAGUACUCGGGUGUGCUGACAACAUUCGUCAACACAUUGGAGGAUUCAAAGGCGACCCAAGAGAAGUCAGUGUAUUUGGAGAAAAUCAAUGAGAUCAUGCAACGUGCUUGGGCUGUACCCACACAUGGACACGAGCUCGGCUAUAGUUUGUGCAAUUCAUUGCGCAAUAGUGGCGGUUUGGAUUUGCUCAUGAAGAAUUGUGUACAAGGUGAUAUGAAAAUCAAAUUUUCAUCAGCCAAAUUGUUGGAACAAUGUUUGACCACCGAGAAUCGUACACAUGUCGUUGACAAUGGUCUGGAUAAAGUGGUGAAUGUGGCCUGUAUGUGCACCAAGGAACCUAAUACCGAACAUUCGCGUGUGGGUACCGGCAUACUGGAGCAUUUGUUCAAACACUCAGAGGGCACAUGUUCGGAUGUCAUCAAAUUGGGUGGUCUCGAUGCUGUACUCUUCGAAUGUCGUACAAAUGAUGUAGAGACUCUGCGUCAUUGCGCUAGUGCCUUAGCCAAUCUGUCACUGUAUGGUGGCGCUGAGAAUCAAGAAGCUAUGAUCUUUCGCAAAGUGCCCAUGUGGCUCUUCCCGUUGGCCUUCCACGAUGAUGAUAACAUUAAAUACUACGCCUGCCUUGCAAUCGCCGUGUUAGUGGCGAAUAAAGAGAUCGAAGCUGAAGUACUGAAAUCAGGUUGUCUCGAUUUAGUCGAACCCUUUGUUACCACCCACGAUCCCUCCGAGUUUGCACGCUCCAAUUUGGCGCAUGCACACGGUCAGAGCAAACAUUGGCUGGAACGUUUGGUGCCCGUAUUGAGCUCGAAUCGUGAGGAGGCGCGCAAUCUUGCCGCCUUUCACUUUUGCAUGGAGGCCGGCAUUAAGCGUGAACAGGGCAAUACGGAGAUAUUUCGCGAUAUUGGUGCUAUCGAACCACUCAAGACUGUAGCGAGUUGCCCAAAUGCGAUCGCUUCUAAAUUUGCGGCGCAAGCGCUACGUCUCAUCGGUGAAACGGUGCCACACAAAUUGUCGCAGCAAGUCCCACUGUGGUCGGUCGAAGACGUGCAAGAGUGGGUGAAGCAAAUCAAUUUCGGUCAGUUUGUGAAGCAAUUCGAAGAAUCACAAGUUGAUGGUGAUCUGCUGUUGAAGUUGAAUGAGGACAAUCUACGCGAUGAUAUUGGCAUCUCGAAUGGCAUACUGCUAAAGCGGUUCGAACGUGAGUUGCAAAAUCUCAAACGCAUGGCAGACUACUCGUCCAAGGACACGGCGAAGAUGCAUCAUUUCUUAGCCGAAAUUGGUGCGGAAUAUUGCACCUACACAUAUGCAAUGCUCAAUGCUGGCAUUGAUCGUAAUUCCCUGCCGCAGCUCAAUGAAGAUAUGCUGAUUGCGGAGUGUAGCAUCAAGAACUCCAUACAUCGCCUGCGCAUAUUGAACGCAGUGAAAAACCUGGAAAACUCAUUACCCAGCUCGUCGGAGGAGAAUAUGGCAAAGACGCUUGAUGUUUUUGUUAGCUAUCGGCGCUCGAAUGGCUCACAGUUGGCCAGUUUAUUAAAGGUUCACUUGCAAUUACGCGGUUUCUCGGUGUUCAUCGAUGUUGAGCGCCUGGAAGCGGGCAAAUUUGAUAAUGGACUGCUAAACAGUAUUCGUCAGGCGAAGAAUUUCGUUUUAGUAUUAACACCAAAUGCUUUGCAACGCUGCGUGGAUGACGACGAUGGCAAGGAUUGGGUGCAUCGCGAAAUUGUUGCUGCCUUGAAAUCAAAUUGCAAUAUUAUUCCUAUAAUCGAUCAACAAUUUAUGUGGCCCGAACCCGAUCGAUUACCCGAAGAUAUGCGCAGCGUUUGUCAUUUCAAUGGUGUCACGUGGAUACAUGACUAUCAGGACGCCUGCAUUGAUAAACUAGAGAGAUUCAUGCGUGGCGAAAAGAAUUUGGAUCGCAUUGUCGGCAUACCCAGUACACCCGGCUCGGUGAGCUACCAAAGAAUGCACAGCAAUGACUCCGAUUAUCAGCAGAGCGUGGGCGGCGGCAGUGUUAGUGGCGGCACAGGUGGCAGUGGUGUUGUAUGUGGCAGCAGCGUCGGUGGUGCGGCGAAUAGCAGCGGACAAGCUAAUCACCAGGCAAAUAGAUACCGGCAGUCACCCUCACCGGCCAGACAACGAAUCGGCGGCAGCUGUGGACCGCUCGGCAGCAACGGCCAAUUGAGCAUGUUCGGGCGCGGCUCGAAGCGUAACAUACUAACGCCCUAUCGCACGCAGCAAGCAGUAGCGCAGCCAAAAUCACUACUCAUGGGCGGUUCCAUGCAAAAUAUGUCACCUACCGCCUAUAGACCGCCUCGACGUAGCUCGGCUGGCGGUUUACAACACAACAGUGGCAAUGCAGCGACAGUCGGUGCUGCAGCCAAUUAUCGGAGUCAUAGUGUUGAUGAAUUGCUUGAUACCACCGAUGGUUUGGGCUCUUCGAAUGAUCGCAUAGCCGAUAUGGCCGCACGUGUUACGGCGGGUAGUACAGCGCUUACCAAUGCCAGUUCGACGAGUACACUUCAACCCGGCAACGAUUACGCUUCCUCGGUGGGUUCGCUAUCCGAACUCAACGAACCGCCGCAAAUAGUGGCGAGACGUGAAAAGAACUCGAGUAUACCGCCAAAUGCGCAACAUCGCAAAUCACGUUCACUAGAUCACUUCCUCGAUGAGAAAACACUGGCAUUGGUAGUGGCGAAACCACAACCAGCACCCAUGGAGGGUACACAGAGUAUGCAAAAUCUUGCCACACCGAUAACACCUGAUCUUAGUCGUGGCACACGCACCCAACCGUUGUCACAGAGACGCGCCCCCGACAGCGUGUCCACAUCGAGUGCGGCCACCACGCCCGAACCGGAAAUCGUACGCCAGAAACCACAUGCAGGCAUGUUACCGGCGACACGCCGCAGUCCUGAGGGUAUUAGCUCCUCGGCAGAGGAUUCACAAUCGUUGCGCAGCAGCAACACAUCGUGUGGAAGUAUGUUGCGGUCGCAAAUGCGUGCGUCGGCGCAUACGCAUCGCGGUAGUCAGAAUAGUAGCAAGACGUCGUCAGCAUCAUUGGGUGGCCAUGCGGCGGGAAACACUCAAAACAACAACAACAGCAAUAAUGCAAACAAUAAAACUAUUCUGAAUCGAACAAUUAAAAAAGUUCGUUCGCUGAUGAAAAAUAACGAUUUAGAUGAGGACGACAUGCAUGGUAUAAUAUUAAAGCAAGCAACAACACCAUCCGCCAGCCGUAUUAUAUCUUGCUAGUAUUACCAAAAGGAAGUCAAAGGACUAUAUUGUAUUAUGCAAACACCCAACGAACAGCGCGCAAGCAGCUAAGAAAGGUCUGGACAUUAUGGAAAAAAUCUAAUUUCAUUCUAAGCCAAGGAGUUGUCGUCUUUUGUUGCUUUUGCUUAAAGCACAAAAGCAAUUUCUAAGUCCACAAGCUCCUGAUACAGUCGACUAGUACUUCCUUAA